CAUCCAUACAAUCAAAUCAACAUGGCCUAAGUAGAUGUUUUACAAGCAAAUACAUGAUAGAUCUGCAUUAGAUUACAGUGGGAAUUUCAACAGAACGACCUAUGACACGUUAAGAGCCUCUGUUUGGAUAGCCGUUGUACAGGUUCCUUUGUCUAGUGUAACGUCACGUUUGUUUCUUCCGUUUCUGGGCUUACAUCGUCAAACCAUGGAUGCUCCUCACAUUGGCGUGAUGUUGGUUGCGCUGUCGUUCUUGACCACCAGCGACGCAGUGUUGCCGGGCAACCCGAAGGUGAUUGACAUGACCUACACAUUUGACGACACCACCAUCUACUGGCCCACGGCAAAAUCUUUCAGGCUGACGAACGUGUUCAGGAACUACACAGCUGGAGGGUACUGGUACGAGGCUGCUGAAAUGGAGGCGGCAGACCACGGGGGUACCCAUCUGGACGCGCCUGCGCACUUCAGUAGGAACAAGUGGAGAACGGACGAUAUUCCCAUUGAGCGGCUGAUGGGACCAGCCGUGGUGGUGGACAUAUCCGCCAAGACAACUGGUAAUGCGGAAUACGAGGUAACCCCACAGGACUUCCAGGACUGGGAAAAUACGCACGGCAGGAUCCCCGAUGGCUGCUUACUGUUUGUAAAGACCGGUUGGGGUAAGUAUUGGCCCGACAAGAGGCAGUACCUCGGCACAGACACCAAGAACACGUCUCUACUGCACUUCCCUGGAAUACACCCAGAUGGCGCUCGUUGGCUUGUGCAGAAUCGUGGCAUGCACGCUGUUGGUAUUGACACGGCCUCUCUUGACUACGGACAGUCCACUACAUACGAGUCGCAUCAAAUCCUGUUCGGAGCCAACGUGCCAGGGUUUGAGAACGUGGCCCACCUGGACCAGCUGCCCACGAAGGGCGCGAUCGUGUACGCCCUGCCGAUGAAGAUCGGAGACGGCAGCGGGGGCCCGGUACGGAUGAUCGGUGUUCUCGGUGGUACAGUAGGGGCAGCGGGAACAGCAAAGCCGAUGGUCGGUCUCAUGUGUUUCCUCGCAGGGCUGUUCUUCACUCUUCUUCCGGUUGCGCUGUUGUUCUUGACCACCAGUGACGCAGUGUUGCCGGGCAACCCGAAGGUGAUUGACAUGACCUACACAUUUGACGGGACCACCAUCUACUGGCCCACGUUAAAGUCUUUCAGGCUGACAAACGUGUUCAGGAACUACACAACCGGAGGUUUCUGGUUCGAGUCUUCUGAACUGGAGGCGGCAGAACACGGGGGUACCCAUCUGGACGCGCCUGCGCACUUCAGUAGGAACAAUUGGAGAACGGACGACAUUCCCAUCGAGCGGCUGAUGGGACCAGCCGUGGUGGUGGACAUAUCCGCCAAGACAACUGGUAAUGCGGAAUACAUGGUCACCGCACAGGACUUCCAGGACUGGGAAAAUACGCACGGCAGGAUCCCUGAUGGCUGCUUACUGUUUGUAAAGACCGGUUGGGGCAAGUAUUGGCCCGACAAGAGCCAGUACCUCGGCACAGACACCAAGAACACGUCUCUACUGCACUUCCCUGGAAUACACCCAGAUGGCGCUCGUUGGCUCGUGCAGAAUCGUGGCAUGCACGCUGUUGGUAUCGACACGGCCUCUCUUGACUACGGACAGUCCACUACGUUCGAGGUGCAUCAAAUCCUGUUCGGAGCCAACGUGCCAGGGUUUGAGAACGUGGCCCACCUGGACCAGCUGCCCACGAAGGGCGCGAUCGUGUACGCCCUGCCGAUGAAGAUCGGAGACGGCAGCGGGGGCCCGUUACGCAUGAUCGGUGUUCUCGGUGGUACAGUAGGGGCAGCGGGAACAGCAAAGCCGAUGGUCGGUCUCAUGUGUUUCCUCGCAGGGCUGUUCUUCACUCUUCUUCCGUGAUUUGCACCCACAAGAUGGGAAGAGUCCUCACUUUGUAAGGAAGGGUACAGCUUGAUACAAAAUAGAGACGUAUUUGGGCAUAUCAUAGAGCAUUUCAGUUUAUUGUUUUCGCCUACCGGUACAUGUUAUAAUACGUAAUGUGGCAUAUAAGUGAUACGUUUGUCAUGCGUCAUGUCUUUGCAACAAAUAGUAAGAACAUAAUAAGUUUAUACGUAGCAUCAAUGAAAUCAAUUGAGUAUUGGGUCAGAAAAUCAAGCCUCAUAAGAAUCUAAUUAUGUUACUAUUUCGUGUAUGUAUCAGAACUAUCUAAUCAGAACCUUACUAUUUCAACAAUAGAAUUAGGUUACUUUGUUAAAUUGAGUUUGGAUUUUUUGUUAAAUAUUGCAACUGAGAUGUUUGGUUCAGCGUAUUCUAGACAUGGCUGCUCUGAGUAUCUCUAAGUCUGCAUUUGGGAGACGCAAGGUACACUUUUGAUCUACACUUAAAUGUAUUUUUUCUUGCCUUAUCUUUAUGUUCUACAAUACGGCGAGUCUUUUCUGUGCCUUCAUAUUACUUUACAGUCUAAAGGUAUUUCUUGAAGUUAGUAUGUCUUAAGGAAUAGUAAUACUAGGCAGGUGAAACUUGUCUGCUGUGCUGGGUAUUUGUUUUGAGACGACGGGCAAUAAAACUUGUCCAA
This is a messenger RNA of Branchiostoma floridae (Florida lancelet), 2576 nucleotides long. RefSeq lists its product as uncharacterized. Lineage: Eukaryota; Metazoa; Chordata; Leptocardii; Amphioxiformes; Branchiostomatidae. Bases 35 to 1900 code for a protein of 621 amino acids. Gene Ontology annotation, molecular function: arylformamidase activity. The transcript has 9 exons. The record is from RefSeq and is a predicted model, not a curated record.